Penicillium cataractarum is the source of this 498-nucleotide messenger RNA. RefSeq lists its product as uncharacterized. The record is from RefSeq and is a predicted model, not a curated record. The transcript has 2 exons. NCBI's taxonomy places the organism in Eukaryota, Fungi, Ascomycota, Eurotiomycetes, Eurotiales, Aspergillaceae. Bases 1 to 498 code for a protein of 165 amino acids.
AUGAGUCUUCCAACCUCGAUUUCUGGCAUUGAAAGCGGCGAGUUGAACGCGCUAUAUUAUGCUAGGCGUAAUGGCACCCUAGCGAGACUUGUCGCUCAAAAAGCCGGUCCAGAAGACCCUAAAAACCCGAAGUAUAAGGUGGAAAGAAUUGAACUGAAGAGCGAGGUCGUGGAUACAGCGAUUCCACAUAUCAGCACUGUUGCAUAUACUCAGGGCGGGAAGCAGGUCCGUAUCUACUACAUUGGUUACAGCGACAAGGGCAACAAAUUCCAACUCAAGGAGCUUUGCCAGACUGAUAACGGUCCAUGGUUUGAUGGGGCUCUCAAUCAUAAGAAACACUAUAUUUCCAAGGAUUCUCGGAUCAGUGCUGUUGUCGCAGAGCAGCAGAAGCACCUCAACGUUUUCUAUCUUGAUGAAGAUGAAACUUUAAAUGUUGCUUGGGUGACUUUAGGCCAAGAGGCAUGGUCGAACCGUGAGGUUUACGACGGCAAAUUUUGA